AGGAGCACUUGCAAUGGCAAUGCCAGUCCCAGCUCACCAGAGGUGAAACCUGGAGCCACCUAGUCCCAUGUGAGUGCUGCUGCAUGAGUUCCUGUGCCAUUCCAGCUCCCUUGGCCCCCUGACAUCUGAUGAUACAGUGAGCCAUGGGCAGCGUCCGAGUCAACAGAUACAGCAUCGUCUCAACUGAAGAGGAUGGACACAAGGUCUCUGCACUGGGCAGCAUGAACGGGCACAGCCGGAAUGGGAAGGACCACGCUCCCCGGCGGAAGCACCGCAACCGUUUUGUGAAGAAGAAUGGCCAGUGCAAUGUCUACUUUGCCAACCUGAGCAACAAGUCUCAGCGCUACAUGGCCGACAUCUUCACCACCUGUGUGGACACGCGCUGGCGGUACAUGCUCAUGAUCUUCUCGGCUGCCUUCCUGGUCUCCUGGCUCUUCUUUGGCUUCCUCUUCUGGUGCAUCGCUUUCUUCCAUGGUGACCUCAAUGCACCGGUGGUGGGAGGUGGUCCCUCUCUCCUAAAGCCCUGCAUCAUGCACGUGAACAGCUUCCUAGGGGCUUUUCUUUUCUCGGUGGAGACACAGACAACCAUUGGGUAUGGCUUCCGCUGCGUGACUGAGGAGUGCCCGCUGGCUAUCAUGGCAGUUGUGGUCCAGUCCAUCGUGGGCUGUGUUAUCGACUCCUUCAUGAUUGGCACUAUCAUGGCCAAGAUGGCAAGGCCCAAGAAGCGGGCCCAGACCCUCCUCUUCAGUCAUCAUGCAGUCAUCUCUGUGCGGGAUGGCAAACUGUGCCUCAUGUGGAGGGUGGGCAACCUGAGGAGGAGUCACAUCGUGGAGGCCCAUGUCCGAGCCCAGCUCAUCAAGCCCUACAUGACAGAGGAAGGGGAAUACCUCCCCCUGGACCAGCGGGACCUAAAUGUGGGCUAUGACGUGGGUCUUGAUCGUAUAUUUUUGGUCUCACCCAUUAUUAUCGUUCAUGAGAUUGAUGAGGAGAGCCCACUCUAUGGUAUUGGCAAGGAGGAGCUGGAGACAGAGAACUUUGAGAUUGUGGUUAUUCUGGAGGGGAUGGUGGAAGCCACAGCCAUGACCACACAGGCACGAAGCUCUUAUCUCGCUAGUGAAAUCCUUUGGGGUCAUCGUUUUGAACCAGUUGUGUUUGAGGAGAAGAACCACUACAAAGUGGAUUAUUCACGCUUUCACAAGACCUAUGAGGUAGCUGGCACACCUCGCUGCUCAGCCCGGGAGCUACAAGAAAGCAAGAUGACUAUCCUACCUUCUCCCCCACCUCCCAGUGCCUUUUGCUAUGAGAAUGAGCUGGCACUUGUCAGUCAAGAUGAAGAUGAAGAUGAUGACGAAGUGGGUGUGGUGUUAGGGGGCAGCACCAAGGAGGAGGGAGGUAUCAUCCAGAUGAUGGAUUUUGGAAGCCACCUGGACCUGGAGCGGCUCCAGGCAACUCUGCCUCUAGAUACAAUCUCAUACCGCAGGGAGUCAGCCAUCUAAUUCCUCCAGUCUCCCCAUUUCAUUCCUAUUGCCCACAGUCUCCUCUGUUCUGCACCCAUACACUGGAUAAGUUCCUUGACCACCAAAAAAUGUGUCCCAUGACUGCCUCUCAGCCCCUGAGUACAUCAAGGCCGGGAGCUGCUCUGAAAUACUCACUUUCCUGUGAAGUCAUGCUGCCUGGAAGAGGAGUGAGGAUACACUACUCUUCCUGGGUAUGCAGCUUAUACUAGGAUCCCUUUCCUGCCCAGAGACAGGAGAGCAGCAGGCCUGAUUUCUUGUCUCUGGAGAGAUGACAGAGUCCCUGCCUUCAAAGGACAGACUGGGACCUGCAGCAAGUGUAUCUGCUGCUGAGGCAACAGCAGACUUUCUGUCCCCUCUUGGUAUGGGUGGGCCCCAUGGCUGUCAGGGGUCAUGGCCAUCUCUACGAGAGGAGCAAUUGCUAAGCACUGACCAGACGAGGAUGGAAGGGAGAGUUCAGGACUCCUGGAAGGAGUGGGGAAGGAUCUCAAGGGACAAGUUUACUUGCAUGUUUGUUGCUUGUUGCACAUGAUUCUCUCUUUGUAUAUAAAACAGAAGAAGAAAUGAAAUCCAUAUUCUUCCACUGCAAAUGUGAAGGUAGGAGACAAGGACAUUCUACAUAGCCUACUCUUGGCUUUUGGUAUCUGUCACCUCCAGAAGCAGCUCAGCUCCAUGGACUCAGACCCAGUUCUCCCAGUCCUUUUGAAAAACACAUCCUGCCCCCCUCCUGAAACAUCUGGAGGAGGAGACAGGGCCCAGUUCUUGCCACACUCAGACUGCUCCCUGGCACGGCACAGCCAGGAUGACAGACAAAUGACCUGACCGGACAGCAGACCCUCCAUUUGCUCCUUUCACCUCCUCCAUUCUUCCCCCUGCUGCCAUCAGCUGUAAAACUGAUUUGUAACUAUUUAUUUUUAAUAAAGUCUAAUAUCCCAA
Molecule: messenger RNA, 2450 nt
Organism: Neopelma chrysocephalum (saffron-crested tyrant-manakin)
Lineage: Eukaryota; Metazoa; Chordata; Aves; Passeriformes; Pipridae
Gene: KCNJ4
Product: potassium voltage-gated channel subfamily J member 4
Exons: 2
Coding region: 144-1496 (450 amino acids)
Biological process (GO): potassium ion import across plasma membrane; regulation of monoatomic ion transmembrane transport
Cellular component (GO): plasma membrane
Molecular function (GO): inward rectifier potassium channel activity
Source: RefSeq, a predicted model, not a curated record